Molecule: messenger RNA, 1456 nt
Organism: Sphaeramia orbicularis (orbiculate cardinalfish)
Lineage: Eukaryota; Metazoa; Chordata; Actinopteri; Kurtiformes; Apogonidae
Gene: guca1c
Product: guanylate cyclase activator 1C
Exons: 4
Coding region: 26-718 (230 amino acids)
Molecular function (GO): calcium sensitive guanylate cyclase activator activity; calcium ion binding
Source: RefSeq, a predicted model, not a curated record
CCUUAAAGAUUAAGUCUGUCCUUGCAUGAGGGUUCAGUCAGACCUCAGCUGCCCGCCGCUCGACACGGACUCUGCCAUUUGUCCCAUCAGCCUCGCAGGACGCCGCUCUCUGCAGGAUUCUGGGCAAAACGCAACCGGUUGUGGAGGAAUAAUGGGCGCGCACGGCUCCAAUCUGGACGAUAUCCUGGAGGAGGACAUGCACCACUGGUACACCAAGUUCAUGAGGGAGUCUCCUUCAGGGCUCAUCACGCUCUUUGAGCUGAAGGCUAUGCUCGAUAUGACCGGAAUGACCGAGGAGGCCAGCAGCUACGUAGACCAGGUCUUCUUCACCUUUGACAUGGAUGGGGAUGGAUACAUAGACUUUGUCGAAUACAUCGCAGCGAUAAGUUUACUACUCAAAGGAGAAAUUAACCAGAAACUAAAAUGGUACUUCAAGCUUUUUGAUCAAGAUGGAAACGGAAAAAUCGACAAAGAUGAAAUGGAGACUAUAUUCAAGGCUAUUCAAGACAUCACCAGGAUUUACGACGUCCCACCGGAGGAGAUUGUGAAUCUUAUAUACGAGAAGGUCGAUGUUCACGGAGAAGGUGAACUGACCCUGGAGGAGUUCAUCACCGGAGCCAGAGAGCAUCCUGACAUCAUGGACAUGCUCACCAAGAUGAUGGAUCUCACCCACGUCCUGGAAAUCAUCCUCAGGGGUCAGAAGAAAGCCAUAAACUGAAGCACACGCCAACAUGCUGGACUAUGUGGACAUUGUUUGAGAUGAUUUUUGGUGCAUUUUCAGCACCAGUGAUGAGGAAACUGUGUUUUAUGUGCAUGAUGAUGAUGAGACAGUUUGGUUGAACGGUCCCCGUGGAGGUGUGGUCUCUCUGAAAUCCAGCCAAGGGAAGCAGCGAUCCUAUCCCCUUCCCUCUGCUUGUGCUGGCAGCUCAGGCGGUGCGUUGGGAGAGUUUACAGGUUCACAUCAUGGACUGAGAUGAUGGCGCGCAAGACGAUGGAGGAAGCACUUUGAAUUAAUCGAGUUGAGCUCAGUUAAAAGUUUAAUUGAGGUUAAUGGACGUGUCACAUGGGUCUCUUGAUUCGCAGAACUGUCGAGGACGAAGUGAAGGUUAGAGCGUGCUACGUCAGUCCGAGAUGUCCUGGUCAGAUAUGGGAUCAGUUUCAUCUUCAGUCUAAAAAUAUUUUGGAUUUACCUGAUUAGAUUACUUGAUAUGAAAACAGCUGCCAAAUUCACUGCGAAUUUCUUACAAAAAGGCAUUUUUGUCAUUUCUUCUGCCAAUAGAUGACUACACACAAACUGUAAUUUUAUCUGUUUCAUGUAAGAUUUUCAUAAAAAAUACGAUUGGUUUUAUAAAACACAAAACUGUUGUGAAUAUCCAUGUGUUGAAUUGUGUAUAAAUGACUAGAUUUAAGGUUACAAUGUUGCCUUAAAAUCAAUACAACAUUUUGGUUAAAACUG